Sparassis crispa is the source of this 930-nucleotide messenger RNA. Its product is annotated as mitochondrial carrier. The transcript is spliced from 4 exons. The record is from RefSeq and is a predicted model, not a curated record. Lineage: Eukaryota; Fungi; Basidiomycota; Agaricomycetes; Polyporales; Sparassidaceae. The coding region runs from base 1 to 930 and encodes 309 amino acids.
AUGGCCUCUUCAUUACCUCCCCUUCUUCAAGCGUGUUCAGGUUCCCUCGCGAGCGCGUCCGCCAAUGUUAUCUCGUACCCGCUAGAUCUCAUCGCGACGAAGUUACAGAUAUCCGAGUCUCCCCAUCUUCGUGGCCUGAAAGGGGCACGCCGCAUCCUACGCCAUAUUGUUGGCACAGAGGGCUUCGCUGGGUUUUACAGUGGUCUCCCGACUGACACCGCUUCAACUCUCGUCUCAGGUUUCCUGUACUAUUACUUCUACACGAUCCUUCAUGCUCUGGCCGCGCGAUUGCGGUCUUCCUCGCCCCUUAGCCGCGCGCUCACCGCGCGGACGCGUCCAGUCCUUCUCCCACUUCCCGUAGAGCUCGCUGUGGGGUAUAUCGCUGGUAUUGCCAGCCGUGCCGUAUCGAUGCCAUUGUCACUCAUCACCGUGCGUCUUCAGAGCGCAGGCGGGGAAGGCGAAGAUGAAGACGGAGAUGACGGGAAAAGAAAGGGAGUUCCACCAGUAGUAGACAUAGUGAGGAGCAUAUAUACGGAACAAGGACUUUGCGGAUUCUGGGCAGGCUUCGCACCCACUCUGCCCCUCGCCCUCACACCGGCUCUCACUCUGCUUUUCUUCCAGCUCUUCAGCCGCAUACAAUCAGGCAGAAUACCCGCAUAUAUGCGCGCGUUUCUCGACGGGGCUCUCUCGAAUGCUCUUGCCCUUGCUGUGCUGUACCCUCUCGUUCUCGCUAAGGUGCGCGUCCAGGCUUGGAGGGAUAUGUCUAUGUUUGCAGUCUGGCGCGAAGCCUUCCGCUCGGCCGGCUGGGCGGGGCUGUACCAUGGUCUUACUGCGAUACUGCUCAAGGGGUUUGUUAGCCAGGGUAUCACUAUGUUGGUCAAGCAACGGAUUGAGCAAGCGGUGAUGCACAUACAUGCGAAGCGCAGUUAA